Molecule: messenger RNA, 658 nt
Organism: Arabidopsis lyrata subsp. lyrata
Lineage: Eukaryota; Viridiplantae; Streptophyta; Magnoliopsida; Brassicales; Brassicaceae
Product: autophagy-related protein 8d
Exons: 5
Coding region: 116-478 (120 amino acids)
Biological process (GO): cellular response to nitrogen starvation
Source: RefSeq, a predicted model, not a curated record
UUGCCAAGCAUACCCUUUAUAAAACAUUCCAACUAAUACAUUAAUUACCCCAAAUUCGUCGUUUAACACAAACCCUUUUUGCUUCUCUUCUCUGUUUCUCUCUCGCAGCGUAAUCAUGGCGAUUAGCUCCUUCAAGCAUGAACAUCCUCUCGAAAAGAGGCAAGCUGAAGCAGCUCGUAUCAGGGAGAAGUAUCCGGACAGAAUACCGGUCAUAGUCGAAAGAGCCGAGAAGAGUGAUGUCCCUGAUAUUGAUAAGAAAAAGUACUUGGUCCCAGCUGAUUUGACUGUUGGCCAGUUUGUUUACGUUGUACGGAAGCGGAUCAAGCUCAGUCCCGAGAAAGCUAUCUUCAUUUUUGUCAAGAACAUUCUACCACCAACUGCGGCCAUAAUGUCUGCGAUUUAUGAAGAGCACAAAGACGAAGAUGGCUUUCUAUACAUGAGUUACAGUGGCGAGAACACAUUCGGUAUCUUCUACUAAUGCGCUUGGAACGUGUGGAUGCAUCAGAUUAUCAAUGUACAGUCUGUUUAUUUCUCUGCAUGUCUCUAGUUUUCAUGACAUUGGACAAAACUUUUGAAACUUGCAUAUAACUUGCAUGCUAUGUUAUGAACAUGAUAAGCUCUUCCAUUCAUGGUGCUACUUUGCUUAUGCUACGGUUAA